Messenger RNA from Exophiala xenobiotica, 1119 nucleotides. RefSeq lists its product as uncharacterized. The transcript has 4 exons. Lineage: Eukaryota; Fungi; Ascomycota; Eurotiomycetes; Chaetothyriales; Herpotrichiellaceae. The coding region runs from base 1 to 1119 and encodes 372 amino acids. The record is from RefSeq and is a predicted model, not a curated record.
AUGGCAAACCGACGAUCUCAAAAGACUCUAGUGGCGCUAUUUGGGUAUGAUUCUUCUCCGUUUACGCAGAAGGUCAGACUGGCGUUGAAGUUGAAGCAGAUACCGUACACAUUCGUGAUCGUCCCAUCCAUGAUGCCACGACCAAUUCUCAAGGACAACUUCAAUCUGACAUACCGCAAGAUCCCCGUCCUUGCCAUAGGUCGAGAGAUCUACAUCGACACAUCACUCAUCCUCGAAGCCCUUGAACACUCCUUCCCACCCUCCGAGGGCUACGGCUCCCUUUAUCCCGGUCCAACAACUACUUACCGCCCACUCAUCCGCGGGUUUGCAUCGUACUGGACCGACAGGCCCUUGUUCCGGGUAACCACUGGCUUGAUUCCAGCCAGCGUGUGGCGCACGCACUUCGGGACCGACCGGGCGAAUCUGAUCGGUCACAAACUCGACGCGGAGAAACUGGAACGCAAAGUCCCGCAAAAUCUGAGCGGCUUGGAUCUCCAAUUGAGUCUGUUGGAGCCUCUCUUCACGGCAAGCGGUAAAAAAUGGAUCUUUGACGGGGAGAGUCCGAGUGCGGCGGACAUUGCGCUUUGGUACCAACUCGAUUGGGCUGGGAAGAUCAGUCGUGGACAGGGCAUUGAGAAUUUAACGGGCGGAGGCACGGCGGAUGGAGAUGGAGAGGGGCUGGGGAGAGUGUGGGGCAAGGAAAGGUAUCCGGGAGUUGUGGCCUGGUUCGAGAGGGCCAAGGAGUACUUUGAGAAGUUACCCAGUACGGAGACGAGGAUUGAAAAGGAGGAUGAGGGCGGGAUUGCCGGUACGAUGGACCGGUUGAAGACGGUCUCCAUUGUUGAGGACGAAAUACCCCUGAUACCCACGCCUGCCGGACCACAUUCUUCCCUUGACCGGAGGAAUGGACUGGUAGCGGGAGCUGAGGUGAGUGUUGCCCCGGACGAUACUGGCAGGGACAGUCCGACGAUAGGGACUUUGUUGGCCAUCACGCCCGAGGAAGUGGUCAUACGGCCGAAAACGAUAGGUGAUGGGCCUAAAGUAGGACCGGUCAAAGUCCAUUUUCCACGGGUUGGCUUCGUCGUCAGACCGGUGACGAGGGGGACUGCGAGGCUGUAA